CCGCGCUGCAGCUUGGGACGGCCGUGCCUGCUGCCGCUGCAGUCUGCGUGGCGCCUCCCGCUCCGCCGGCCGUCCAGCGGGGUGAAGGCCAUGGACGUCAACCAGCCCAAGCAGGAGCAUUUGCUGGCUCUAAAAGGUCCUGUUUUCCACUGAUCUAUGCAUCAUGGGGCAAGGAAAUUCUUGUAAAUAAGAUGUUUCAGUCUAGAUACAAGAAUCAUUAUCAAGAGACUCUUUUCCUAAGAAUCACUGGAUUCCUGCUGUUCAAGCAUGGAAGUGGUCUUGCACUAUCGACCACAUCAGAGAGAUCUAAUAAAACUGCAGAAAUUUGCAGAAGCAGCAGUGAAGGAGUUUCCCAUUCGCCAGUUACCAAGAUUUGCACCCUGGUUUCCAAAUGAUUUACACAGACCUCCCCUCAAACCAAAAAAGCAGGCACCUGUUAUUUCUUGUGAGGAAGUGGAAGAAUUGAAACAGCUUUCUACACCUUCAGAGUAUGUUACAGGAUCUCCUGAUUAUGACUGCACAAAAAGUCUCCUUGAGUUUCACUCUAGCAUCAAAUAUGUUCCGACUUUAAUCCAAGCACAGGCUGUUCACAGACCAGUUAACUUGGACUGUCAAGGAGAACCAUCACCUAAUGGAAAACAAAAAUUGAAAAGGUCUUGGAGUGUCUCUCUCCCUAGAGCUAAACUCAGAGAAAAGAUUCAUCCUUUAUCUCAAGAACUGCAGAAUAAUUUGGAAAGACUAAAGCUGCAUGCAUUUUGUAGAGCCAAGUGGACAAUUGAACAGUCUCUUUGUAAAAACCAGAAUUUGGAGGACAUAUGGGUAAAAUUGAAUAGACUCAUUAAGCAGAAUGAAUUGCCAUCUUGCAAUGCUACUAUCCAAAGAUCUGUGGGACAGAUAUGGGUUUUCUGUGAUAUAUUAUACUGUGAAUAUGUUAGAAAUAUUCUUAGGGAAAAGCUAAGCCUUACAGAUAAAAUGAAUUUGCUUGUACAUAAAUAUGGAAUUAUAUUCAGUUUAUAACUUCAGAUGUAAUUUAAUAAUAACAUUACUGUCAGAA
Messenger RNA from Camarhynchus parvulus, 1054 nucleotides. RefSeq names its product shieldin complex subunit 3 (gene SHLD3). Lineage: Eukaryota; Metazoa; Chordata; Aves; Passeriformes; Thraupidae. The transcript has 2 exons. The record is from RefSeq and is a predicted model, not a curated record. Gene Ontology annotation, biological process: positive regulation of double-strand break repair via nonhomologous end joining; negative regulation of double-strand break repair via homologous recombination; positive regulation of isotype switching. The coding region runs from base 268 to 1017 and encodes 249 amino acids.